Molecule: messenger RNA, 653 nt
Organism: Anopheles darlingi
Lineage: Eukaryota; Metazoa; Arthropoda; Insecta; Diptera; Culicidae
Gene: mtSSB
Product: single-stranded DNA-binding protein, mitochondrial
Exons: 4
Coding region: 125-529 (134 amino acids)
Biological process (GO): mitochondrial DNA replication; positive regulation of helicase activity
Cellular component (GO): mitochondrial nucleoid
Molecular function (GO): single-stranded DNA binding
Source: RefSeq, a predicted model, not a curated record
AAGUCCAUUUUUUUGUGGAAAAUUUCGACCCUUUGGUAACGGAACGAAGAGAAAUUGACAGAUCGCUGGGCGGCAAUUUUUGCCGGCACUUGUUUAAUAAUAAAGGCAUUUUGUGGUUUUGAGAAUGUUUUCCAGCGUCGCUAAAACACUGCUCCGUAAUGGAACGUACCGUAGUUACUGCACCGACCCGUCUCGUAUAGAAAAGACUGUGAAUUCUGUAACGCUUUUGGGACGAGUAGGAGCGGACCCACAACGGCGAGGUAAUGAAGAUCAUCCAGUGGUCAUGUUUUCGGUGGCCACGCACUCGAAUUACAAGUACGAAUCGGGAGAUUGGAUGCAGAAAACCGACUGGCAUCGCGUCGUCGUGUUCAAGCCAGGACUUCGCGAUGCAGUAAUGUCGUAUUUGAAAAAAGGCCAACGAACUAUGAUAACGGGAAAAAUUACAUAUGGCGAGAUCACGGAUCAGGAAGGAAAACAGCGCGGCACUUGCAGUAUCAUAGCGGAUGAUGUAAUCUUUCUUCAGAGUUGAAUCAGGGCCUCGUAGUAUAAGCCGUAUUAUUGUAGGGUUUCUGGAGUUUUGUCGAAUCGAAAAGUUUUAAUAAACUUCUUCACAGUUAAUAGCCAGGGCAAAUAAUAGGGCUUUUCUUGAAAUU